CAACACGAUGCCUGAUGGCCUGAUGGACGGGUUCAACAAGGGUAAGACGGCUGUGCAUGAGACAGGACACUGGCUGGGUCUGCUACACACCUUCGAGGGCUACUCGUGCGAUGGCCCCGGUGACUACAUCGACGACACGCCCGUGGAGAGCACCGCGACAGAUGGCUGCCCCACAGAUCCUAAGAAGCAGAGUUGCCCUUCCCAGCAAAAGCCCGGCGAGAGCGACCCGAUCCACAACUACAUGGAUUACUCCAUCGAUGACUGCUAUGAAGGCUUCACGGACCUGCAGAUCCAGCGGAUGAAGAGCAUGUGGAGCAUGUUCCGUGACGGUAACUAGCAAGCCGAAGGGCUGCCUCAUGUCGAAGAGAUCCUAGGCGCUGAAGGGCUCGAGGCGAAGAUGCGGAGAUCGUGGUGAUGUGGUG
Didymella exigua CBS 183.55 is the source of this 422-nucleotide messenger RNA. RefSeq lists its product as uncharacterized. Bases 8 to 337 code for a protein of 109 amino acids. Gene Ontology annotation, molecular function: metallopeptidase activity. The transcript has a single exon. The record is from RefSeq and is a predicted model, not a curated record. NCBI's taxonomy places the organism in Eukaryota, Fungi, Ascomycota, Dothideomycetes, Pleosporales, Didymellaceae.